Messenger RNA from Ornithodoros turicata, 3091 nucleotides. It is a transcript of the gene D12, whose product is annotated as YEATS domain-containing protein 2-like. Gene Ontology annotation, biological process: regulation of transcription by RNA polymerase II; chromatin remodeling. Gene Ontology annotation, molecular function: histone binding. Gene Ontology annotation, cellular component: NuA4 histone acetyltransferase complex; ATAC complex. NCBI's taxonomy places the organism in Eukaryota, Metazoa, Arthropoda, Arachnida, Ixodida, Argasidae. The coding region runs from base 53 to 3049 and encodes 998 amino acids. The transcript has 18 exons. The record is from RefSeq and is a predicted model, not a curated record.
UCAGUAGCGUUGCUGUUAAAUAUGGCGACUUACAUGUAAUGUCAAUAUUCGCAUGUGCUGUGUUUUUGUAAGGCUAAUUUCUCUCCUGAAGCGCGCGUACGAUCAACUUCUCAGUAGUAAAUGGAGAAAACAGGCUGCUGAGCGACUGGUGAUGUCAGCCACGCAGAAAAGGCUGCUAGAUCAAGAUCCAGACUACGAGUCUGUUCCCCUGCAUGCGCAGCAGAAGCGCCUAAAACUUCACGAACAAGAUGCCAAGAAGGCAACCAUAAAGACCAUAGAACAGAUCAUAAAAACUCAAUUCAGCCAAGAGAUUUCAACGAGAGAAGCAGAGCUGGACACCAUCAACCAAAGAAUAUAUGAGGCCCAAGCUCUUCUUGAUAGUCUCAGAGUUAGUAUCGUGACCAAAUACUAUGCCACGGGAGGAAGGUUGCUCAGUGAACAGCAGAGUCCCGAUGGCUGCCCACCAAGUGCUCAGGUCCAUCCUACGGUUAAAAAGUACUUGGGAAAAAGCGUUCCACGGCUUCCACGGAGGGACGACCAUGUUGCUGCUCCAAAACCCGGUGUGGCCAAGGUCCCCAAUGUGCCUGUUCCUCAGCUGGAAAAAAGAAGCCAACCAGAAGCAAGUGUGACACUCAACAAGCCCAUAGUGCAAGGUCCAAGAUCCAAAAAUAAAAUUAGAAUCAUUGUUGGCAACGUGUCAAAGUACAUUCCAUCUGAUAAACGAGAUCCUAAUGACCAUGCCACUCACAAGUGGAUGGUGUACGUACGGUGUCCCCCUAACGGAGGUGCAGAGAUAGCGCAAGUGGUGCGCAAAGUCCGCUUCUUUUUGCACCCAAGUUACAGGCCCAAUGACAUGGUUGUUGUCAGUGAAGCCCCUUUUCAUCUUGUGCGGAAAGGAUGGGGAGAAUUUCCGCUGCGGCUGCAGCUCCAUUUCUGUGACCGGCGCAACAAGCCCGUUGACAUCAUUCAUAAUCUCAAGCUUGACAAGACGUACACAGGUUUGCAGACGCUCGGGGCGGAAACUGUUGUAGAUCUGUGGAUGGCCUCAAACCAGUCUCAAGGGUCUCCAGAUGAGGGUGUGAAUGUCUUUCCCAGUCAAGCUCUCCAGGUGAAAGUUGAACAGACUGAAAUGGACAAAGACACUAGCUGUGACACACAUGUUCUCCACUCUCAGUGUUCUCAGGCCGCUGCUGUGAGUGACCAUGUAUAUAGUGAACCAGCUACGUCUGAAGGUGCAACUGAGCCAUCUUCCCGUAAGCCUAACGGUAAUCGUAUUGAACAUCAGAACAGUGAGACACACGCACAUCAAGAAUCCCACCAAGACAUUGUGGCACCUACAGAAAAUGUACAGACUGAAUCUGUGGGGACCAUGAAAGACAAACAGGGGCAGCAUUCAGAAGCGCGUGAAGAUAGCGGUGAAAUUGUGAGGAAUUUUGCAAUUCUGUCACGUAGCGAAAGCAUCAAGACUGAAGGUGUGCCUCAAGCGACGCAAGCAUUGCCAGUUUCGUCCAGUACUGUGAAGCACAAUUCAACUGUACCGAAACCUCAAACAUCCCCUGUGGCAGGAACAAGCCUGCUUCUGCAGAACAACACUGCAAGCAGUCCACCCCCAACCACACAGUCAAAGAAUGUAGCAAAUGGUGCGAGAACACAGUCUUUUGUGAAAUGUACAGAUGCACUGGGUCGAGUGUUGCUCAUUCCCUCCACGUCGCUCUUGCGUCCAAAAGCUGCUGUGGUCAGGCCUCAAGAACCUAUGGCUGGUUCUAAGAGGUUGCCCUCCAUCUUAAAGAACAAUGUGUUGAGGCCCAUUUUGCCCAGAAACUCUGUGUGUUCAUCCUCUGGAGCUCCCAGAAUGCAAACUCCCUCCAGUGUGCAAACCUCGUCCCUACAAACACCCAGUACGUCUGGGCAGGCAUCCAGCCACAAAUACACCUUAUUGGUGGUGCCCAGUGUGGACAAAGCUCACAGCCAAAUCCUCCUUGUGCCCACCACAUCACUGGUGAACAAGGCACCAGUAAGCACUCCUCCAGCAACUUCUCAGACUUCUAGUGUUGUUAAAGAUUGCAGUGUCAGCAAGCCAGUACCCCAGCCUCAGCAGCAAGCUCUAGUGCGCAAGAAAGAUCCAGUAGAGAUUCUCCAGAAGAAGCUUCAUUCUAUCAGGUUAUGCGACUACAAGAAUUACAAUGAUGCCCUACUUGCUGUCGCACCCUUGUUCCCACUGAGUGACGUGGAUAUGGAUGAAAAGAUGGCGUGCUUUCCAUUUGCUGCUACAAGUAGUGCUGCAUACUUUAGUUGGCCAGUUCCUAAAAGAAGAGCAUCGGAGUGGUUACGUGCAUCAGCAGUAAGGAAAGGAAUGCAGGCACUUCUGGAAAAACAGAACCCUGAUUGGUGUUCACUUCAACAAAUCUGGUCCACCAAGAGGACAAUGUUGUGGUGUAGAAGGUUUGGGUUCACCCCACUUCAUGCUGAUGCUGAAGUUGUCAGCAAUGAAGAUAGGAUGCACUCUGAAUAUGUACUUCCCGGUGGCACCUACACAGACCCCAAAGCCCUCCUCGAUGCUUUAAGGAAACAGCUCCCAGACCAGUUACCGUGCUGUGAGUCACAAGGUGACGAAGAGGUUGAUGUGGAAACUGUGGAUGAAGACGGCGCUGGUGACACGAGCAGAGGUACCAGUAGAGGUGCCUCCCCAAAGAAAUCGUCACAAUCACCUAGGAUGGAGCUACCACUGUCGGACUGUGCACUUUUUGUGAGAGAAAGUGCAGCAGAGAUUGGCGUUCAUACAUCAUUUGUUGAGGUGGAGCCUUUUGUGGAUGGUCCUGUUGUUGAAGAAAUCAUUCUCAGUGCAUGUAAAAGGUUUGCUUCAACCAUUCUUCGGCAUUCUGUGAACGCUGCGCAUGAAAGAGCUGGGAAGAAUCUGAACCCCGAUAUGGUAAAGGUGGAAGAUGUUUAUAAAGCAUUGCUGAACCUUAGCUUCUGCGAUUUUCUGACGAACAGCAACCUUGGAAUUGAAGUUACGCAGGAAAGCAUCGAUGACAGCGCUCAUCUCUGACACUAGGCCCUGUAAAUAAACUAUACAUUCGUUGAUUUUGCA